AUGGUUGCACCAGGGAUCAAUUAUCUGCUGAAAGCUUCCGUUCGCUUUGGUAUACCGUCAGCGGCAACAUAUUGUCUGUUGGAUAUAAUCCAAAGAAGACAAUUCCUCCCGUUCAAUCUACCUGGAUGGGCACUCAUCAGCAUUGCGGUUGCUGCGAGGCCCAUGAUAGCCAUUGCAUCUAGGUACUAUGCAAAAUGGGCGAACAAAAGGGCGGCAGAGGCGAGUGGAGCUGUCAUUCCUCCUUACCUUCCAGACUCCACAUUUUCAAUCAUUUCUGAACUGGGGGAAAACCUUCGGGACGGGUAUCCAACGGAUGUACUUAAGCGCUUCAAUGACCAAUAUGGCAAUGUUGUUAACUUUGAUCUCAUGAACACCUCAUUUUUGCUUACAAACGAGCCGGAGCACAUUAAGGCGAUACUUGCGACGCAGUUCGAAUCAUUUGUAAAAGGCCCUUUAUUUAUUUCGCAGAUGGACUCCAUGUUCGGAGAAGGGGUUUUCAACUCCGACGGAGAAAUGUGGAAAUUCCACCGCGCAAUGACCCGUCCAUUUUUCACUCGAGAACGUAUCAGCGACUUUGAGAUAUAUGAUCGCAAUUGGAAUAUCUCCUUGAAAUUGGCAAAGGAUCGUCUUGCAGAGGGAUACUCUAUCGACAUGCAGGAUCUCAUUGCACGAUUUACUCUCGAUUCUGCAUCGGAGUUCUUGUUCGGUAAAAAUGUGGAGUCGCUUUCAGCAGGGUUACCUUAUCACCAGGAGGUCGCCAAGAAAAACUCUAGAGAGUUCUUCGACCAUCCUUCUAAUCAAUUUGUCAAGGCCUUCUCGGACGCACUGCUUCUGAUCGCAAAGCGUCUCACAAUGGGAGAAGAGUGGGCUUUGGCAGAAUUUACUGGUGAUAGAAUAAUACCUUUGCGCAAAACCGUGGAAGACUUUGUGGAACCUAUGAUGAAGGCCGCUUUGGAAAAGAGAGAGCAAGAUAUCCUACUUGGAAAGGAUCCGAGCGAGAAGGAGGAGUCCAACUUGCUUUCUCACCUUGUCAAUCACACGCAAGAUCCGAAGAUCCUCAAAGAUGAGGUUAUCAAUCUCCUUGUUGCUGGUCGGGACACGACUAUGUCACUACUUGCCUUCUCAGUGUACAUGCUUUCAGAGCAUCCUGAUAUUGAGAAGCGACUUCGCGAAGAGAUUUAUGAGAAGGUUGGCCCCUCAGAGGCACCGAAGUACGAGAAUAUGCGAGAAAUGAGAUACAUGAAGGCAUUUAUAAAUGACCAUCCAACGCAAGGUACAGUCCACCUUCGAUGCACUCAUUCUAUUUAUAUGACAUUCAUCGUAAUGCGCUUUGGCAGAAAAAGCAUUGCACCCGUUGUCCUACCAGCAACAGGUCCUGGAGAAAAACCAAUUUACGUUCCAAAAGAUGUGAUAUGCAUAUAUACUACUUUAAAUAUGCAAAGACGAACGGACUUGUGGGGUCCAGACGCCCUUACGUUUGACCCUGACCGUUUCCUCGACGAGAGGUUGCAAAAGUACCUGGUUUCCAACCCUUACAUCUUUUGUCCAUUCAACGCUGGCCCUCGCAUAUGUCUUGGUCAACAAUUUGCCUACAACGAGGCUUCAUAUUAUCUCAUCCGUUUACUUCAAAACUUUACAGAGUUUACUCUUGAUUCUACUUCCAACUUGCCGCCUCCCGCACACUGGAGAAACGGCGAAGGACUCAAGGCAACGGAGAAGAUUUUCCCAGCGGCACAUCUUACGUUGUUCAUCAAGGGAGGAUUGUGGGUCCGCAUGAAAGAAAUCAAGUAUGAAAACUCUGGAAUGUAA
This is a messenger RNA of Psilocybe cubensis, 1809 nucleotides long. RefSeq lists its product as uncharacterized. The transcript has 16 exons. The record is from RefSeq and is a predicted model, not a curated record. Lineage: Eukaryota; Fungi; Basidiomycota; Agaricomycetes; Agaricales; Agrocybaceae. Gene Ontology annotation, molecular function: heme binding; monooxygenase activity; oxidoreductase activity, acting on paired donors, with incorporation or reduction of molecular oxygen. Bases 1 to 1809 code for a protein of 602 amino acids.